Messenger RNA from Gossypium raimondii (Peruvian cotton), 2803 nucleotides. RefSeq lists its product as uncharacterized. The transcript has 3 exons. NCBI's taxonomy places the organism in Eukaryota, Viridiplantae, Streptophyta, Magnoliopsida, Malvales, Malvaceae. Bases 553 to 1950 code for a protein of 465 amino acids. The record is from RefSeq and is a predicted model, not a curated record.
AACUUUACCCAUUUUGCAAUCCUUAAUCAAAAUCGUCUCUAAUUUUCGAUCCAAAUUCUCCUUAUAAAUUUUUUUUUGUCUCUUCUUCGAUUUGAUUCGUAUCUGUUUCGAUCCGUUUUUCCUCUUUCUUUUGAUCCUAAUUUUUUCCUUUUCCCGUUUUUCGAAUGCGAUUUUAGGGUUAGGGUUUUUGAAGAUUCUUCGAUUUUUGAAUGGGUUUCUUGAUUUAUAAAAUUUGAGCUUGGAUUUUGAUUUUUCUUGAUUCGAUUUCUUCUGGGUCAGUCUAAUUUUUUGGGGAUUUUCCUUAGAUAUCGCAACUUUAUAAGAAUUCUUUUAUAAAAAAAGGUUUUCUCUGUUUCUUGUUAUUUUUCGGCCGUGUAAAAUAUUUAAAAUAGUAAAAUUUUUAAAUUCCAUUUUUUCCAGCUUAUAAUUCUAUUAUUUCUUGUAACUCAGUGUUUAAUAUUUUAGAAGCAUAAGUUCAUUUUUCUAAUUCUUUAAUUUUUAUUGGUUCUUUUAAAUUUCUUAUUUUAUUGGUCAACAAAUUCUCAGACUAAAAUGAUUCAUAAACGUUCUUACACCGAUGACUCUCAAGAGGUUGCCUGUAAGCAUAUGAGGCAAUGUGAAGAUACUGUCCACUUUGCUUCCUUUGUUGAUGUUCAUCCCAACUACGCUUUUCAAAACCAUCAAAUUUCUGAAUUCCAAUUUGAAGAAGGUAAAUGGGAGGACAUUUACACUGGGUGCCAAGAUGAAGGUAGGUUUGCUGAAGAUCAAUGCAACAAUGUUCAUAGUGGCACCAGUAAGGACUACGAAAGUGGUGCUUCUGCUUGUGUUCCUCAUUUUUGGUGGGUAAAUGGCAAUGGCAUGGAUGCAGACGCAGAGGCAAAUGUGGCAGUUCAUCUUCCACUGUUUCCAGAGUAUUUUGCAUCUGGGAACCAAGUCCAGGCUUUUCUUCAUUCUGAUGAAAUCUAUUCAUCUCUUCUUUCUCCUAAAAAAGUUUCUGUUGGACCAGAGUAUCAAGCAGAUAUUCCUGAAUGGAGCCAACAGGAUAUUAAUAGCUCCUUAGAUUAUCUUGAUACAUCAGAUCCUCAAGUUGCCCUUAGAUCAUCAUGUGCAGGCCUCAUGGUCGAUGAUGAUUAUGGGAAGAAGAUGAUGGGUACUUGUGUCAUUCCAAUGCCUAAUUCUGAAGCAACUUUAAUGUUUUGCUUUGAAGAUGCUAGACAUGGAAUUGAUUGUGACUGCCUCGAUCGUGGUUCUAUCAGAUGCAUUGGACAACAUGUGACAGAAGCAAGAGAGAAACUAAGGGGGAAUCUUGGGUUGGAAAUAUUCAGGGAGUUGGGUUUCUGUGAUAUGGGGGAGGAAGUUGCAAAAGGAUGGACAGAAGGGGAAGAGCUAGCAUUUGAUAAUGUUGUCCUUUCUAACCCCUUCUCAUUGGGCAAGAAUUUUUGGGAUCAUCUCACUGUGGUUCUCCCUUCCCGUACUAAGAAGGAAGCCAUCAGUUAUUAUUUCAAUGUCUUUAUGCUCAGAAAACGUGCCGAGCAGAACCGAAUUUACCCUUUACAUAUUGAUAGUGAUGAUGAUGAGUGGCAGGUAGCUGAGUGUGGAAUUCCAGCGGGGGAUGACGACUCUGUCGUGGAAUCUCCAACUGGUCAUGAAACUGCUGCACAUUAUGAAAACAACGAUGAAGAAGAUUGCCAUGAGGACAUUGAGAAUGAUUAUGACAACGAGCAUGGGGUUGAUUCUUCUGAAAAUGCUGCUGAUGAUUUUUGUAAAGAUAUCACUGAGGAAGAAGAUGAGGGAGAUAUAGAUGAAAUUUCAAGACACCAUGUGGAAAGGUUCAUUGAUAAUGAUCUCCAGGAUGACUCGUGCACAUCAUAUGAGUAUCAGGGGGAGCAGGUUGAUUCCCAUGGUCUGCCUGAGACGGCGAUGGAUGCAAAUCAACCCAGUCUAGAGUGACAAAUUCACUGGUGGUGGAGAAAUUUGUGAGCCUUCCAAUCAUAGCACUUGAUAGUUUGAGGAACGGAUUUAUUAAGCCAUGUUAUGUUUGAAUGUAAGUGCUUUCCUCCAGCAAGUUCUCAAGAAUGCUGGCAGAAGUGUGAUAUAAAUUGGUUUUACUGAUUUCUCUUGAAUCUUUAAAAUUCAAGUUGGCUUGUUAGAGCCAUUGAAGGUUUGGUGAGAUGGUAAGGAUCCUCAUUGUGAUCGAAAACCAGCUGUUCAAAAAUAAAGGACAUCUCCGGUGAGAAUUUCUGCAUGGAGCAGAUGAGAAUAAUUGUAUAGCAGGGCAGUUUUGUGGGGUGAGGUUAGCAUCUGUGAGUGCAUCGAAGAAACUCUCAUGGAAUAUUGCCUUCUGUAUGAAAUCUGCAAGCACUUGUACUGCCAAGACAUGAUUCCUGUGUUUUUCUUUUUUCUCUUAACCAGGAUCAUGGAUGUUGGAAAUAAUAUAAAAGCAUACGAGUGGGGACACUGCAAAAUCUCAGCAGCUCUCGAUUUGAUCUAAAAUUUGGUCUUUUUGCAAGUAUAAUGUAUUUGCUCUCUUCUUUGUUCAAUGGUGGUGGCUUCAUUUUUGGUACAAAAGAAGUGUUUAACUUCUGAUUAAGGAAAAUACUGCAGAUGUGUGAUUAAAAUACGAAACAGUUCAUGAAUGUCAGCCAAGGUUAUCCUGAAUGUGGCCAGCAAGACAUGGUUUUUUUUUUCCCAAAAAAUUCUAAUUUAUGUCUGCCAGACUGUUAAAUAGUACAUGUAUUAUUAGUAGUAGACAUUGGCCAACACCAGCCAUUAAAAUAGUUUGAAUCGGGAAUGAAUUGAUCCA